Messenger RNA from Coregonus clupeaformis (lake whitefish), 6312 nucleotides. Its product is annotated as ral GTPase-activating protein subunit beta. Gene Ontology annotation, molecular function: GTPase activator activity. Lineage: Eukaryota; Metazoa; Chordata; Actinopteri; Salmoniformes; Salmonidae. The coding region runs from base 155 to 4681 and encodes 1508 amino acids. Gene Ontology annotation, biological process: activation of GTPase activity; regulation of small GTPase mediated signal transduction. The transcript has 30 exons. The record is from RefSeq and is a predicted model, not a curated record.
UGUAUGCUUGUCAUUGGAUGUGAAUUUGCUUCAAAGGUGGUUCUGCAAUAUCCUCGUUGGUGUACAGUUUGCUGAGAAAACGGACGGUUGAUAUGACAGUAUUUCCCUCUGACACAGGUAGCAAUUGGACCCAGUAGAAGCGAAAGCCACCACCAUGUAUUCGGAAUGGAGGUCUCUGCACCUGGUGGUGCAGAGCGACCUAGGCCACCUGAGUGUCCUUCACUCGUACCCUCCGGUGGUGGGGCGCGACGUGGCCAAUGCAGUGGUUAGACCUCUGGGGGUGACCCUGGGCACCCCGUCCACUGACAGCCUGCUCAAGACCGACAAAGAGGUGAAAUGGACGAUGGAGGUGCUGUGCUACGGUCUGACCCUGCCUCUGGACGGGGACACAGUCAAGCUGUGCGUGGACGUCUACACGGACUGGAUUAUGGCGCUGGUGUCUCCGCGCGACUCCAUCCCCCAGCCAAUCGCCAAGGAGCCCAACCUCUACGUGCAGACCAUCCUCAAACACCUCCACAACCUCUUUCUGCCCAGGCCGGAGCAUUACAGCCCCAUGCACUUCCGGCUGUGCCAACAGGUGCUGACGGCGGUGCAAAAGCUGGCCAGGGAAUCGGGCGGCGGCAUGGCCCGGGAGACCUGGGAGGUGCUGCUGCUCUUCCUGCUGCGCAUCAACGACACCCUGCUGGCCCCGCCCACAGUCGGAGGUGGAAUAGCGGAGAAGCUGGCUGAGAAGCUGAUCAGCGUGCUGUUCGAGGUGUGGUUCCUGGCCUGCAUGCGCUGCUUCCCCACACCGCCCUACUGGAAGACGGCCAGGGAGAUGCUGGCCAACUGGAGGCACCACCCGCCCGUGGUGGAGCAGUGGAGCAAGGUCAUUGCCGCCCUCACCUCCAGACUGUUGCGGUUCACCUACGGUACAUCCUUCCCUCCGUUCAAAGUCCCAGAUGAGGACGCCAACAUGAUCCCUACUGAGAUGGACAACGACUGUGUGGCUCAGACCUGGUUCCGCUUUCUGCACAUGCUCAGUAACCCGGUGGACCUGAGCAACCCGCUGUCGGUCAGCUCCACGCCAAAGUUCCAGGAGCAGCUGCUGGGGGUGAGCGGCGUGCCCCAGGAGGUGAUCCAGCAGCACCCCUGUCUCAAGCAGCUGCCCCAGAUCUUCUUCAGGGCGAUGCGGGGGGUCAGCUGCCUGGUGGAUGCCUUCCUGGGUGUCUCCCGUCCUCGGUCGGACAGUGCCCCGCCCACCCCUGUCAACAGACUGAGCAUGCCGCCGCCCACCACCAACACCACGCCCCCUCACAGCCGCCGCCACAAACCCACAGGGGUCACAAAGACGGCCAGUAAAACCUCAACGGCGAGCAUAACACACCAACCCAAAGUGUCCCAACAGCCGUCUUCCACCUCCCCCCUGUCCAGCCCCAACCAGACCAGCUCGGAGCCCCGGCCGCUGCCCGCCCCCACCAGGCCCAAGGUCAACAGUGUCCUCAACCUGUUUGGCCAGUGGCUUUUUGACGCCGCGCUGGUGCACUGCAAGCUCCACACGGGCCUGAGCCGGGACAACAGCAUGACUGCCCUGGCCACUCAGACGGGAGUGGAGCUGAGGAGGAAGGGCUCCCAGAUGUCCACAGACACCAUGGUGUCCAAUCCCAUGUUCGACGCCAACGAGUUCCCCGACAACUACGAGUCGGGCCGGGCCGAGGCCUGUGGGACCCUCUGUAGGAUCUUCUGCAGCAAGAAGACUGGCGAGGAGAUACUGCCCGUUUAUCUGUCCAGGUUCUACAUGGUUCUGAUCCAGGGCCUCCAGAUCUCCGACUACAUCUGCCGACCGGUGCUGGCCAGCAUCAUCCUCAACUCCUCAGCCCUCUUCUGCUCCGACCUUAAGGGCAUCAAUGUGGUGGUCCCCUACUUCAUCUCAGCUCUGGAGAACAUCCUCCCUGACCGAGAGCUGUCAAAGUUUAAGACCUACGUGAACCCAACUGACCUGAGGAGAGCCUCAAUUAACAUCCUGCUGUCCAUGCUGCCUCUGCCACACCACUUUGGCAAGGUCAAGUCAGAGGUGCUCUUGGAGGGCAAAUUUAGCAAUGAUGACAACUCGCUGCAUGACAAGGCCGUCACCUUCCUCUCCCUCAAGCUGCGAUUGGUCAACAUCCUAAUAGGAGCCCUACAGACGGAGACGGACCCCACCAACACGCAGAUGAUCCUGGGUGCCAUGCUCAACAUUGUCCAAGACUCUGCUCUCCUGGAGUCCAUCGGUGCCCAAGCGGAGGUGGGCAGUGUGGACGGCAGCCAUGCGCUGGCCAAGAGCCACAGCAGGAACAACAGUGGCAUCAGCAACGCCAGCGGGGGCAGCUCUGAGGCCACCACCCCCGACAGCGAGAGGCCCGCCCAGGCCCUCCUCAGAGACUAUGCUCUCCACACAGAUACAGCCGCCGGCCUGCUGAUCCGCAGCAUCCACCUGGUCACCCAGAGGCUCAACUCCCAGUGGAGGCCCGACAUGAGCAUCUCCCUGGCCGCCCUGGAGCUGCUGGCCGGCCUAGCCAAGGUGAGGGCGAGUGUGGAGUCUGCGGACCGUAAACGUGCGGUCAGCUCGGUGUGCAGUUAUAUUGUGUAUCAGUGCAGCCGGCCAGCCCCCCUCCACUCCCGAGACCUGCACUCUAUGAUCGUGGCGGCCUUCCAGUGCCUGUGUGUGUGGCUGACGGAGCACCCCGACAUGCUCAACGAAAAGGACUGUUUGAUAGAGGUGCUGGAGAUUGUGGAGCUGGGCAUAUCAGGCAGUAAGUCUAAGACCGGUGACCAGGAAGUGAGGUACAAAGGGGACAAGGAGCACAAUCCGGCCUCCAUGAGGGUGAAGGAUGCUGCCGAGGCCACCCUGUCAUGCAUAAUGCAGGUCCUGGGGGCGUUCCCGUCACCCAGUGGCCCCGCCUCCCCCUGCAGCCUGCUGAACGAGGACACCCUGAUCAAGUACUCCAGGCUGACCUCUACCAGCCGCAAGAACUUCCGCUACUUCGUCCUAGACAACUCGGUCAUCCUGGCCAUGCUGGAGCAGCCGCUGGGCAACGAACAGACAGAUCCCUGUCCGUCCGUGACCAUGUUGAUCAGGGGGAUGUCUGGGAGACAUGCCUGGACCAUGCAGCUCUUCCACCAGCCCAGGGGGGCCCGUGCCAGCCAGAAGCAGGUAUUUCUCCCAGAGAGUCGACCCACUCCUAAAAAUGAUGUGGGGAUCCGGUUAAACGUCAAACACAGACCCUUCCCGGAAGAAGUGGACAAAAUUCCUUUUGUGAAAGCAGACCUGAGCAUUCCGGACCUACACGAUAUCCUAGAUAAGGAGCUGGAGAUGCAGCACGACAAGCUGCGAGGCGUGAUGGCCAAGCAGAUCGAGUACGAGACGACGCUGGAGCACAGCAGCGAGGAGCGCUGGGGCAACAAGAGCUUCCCAGACUCGCUGACGGACUGCAAGCCCCCGUCUCCCUCGCAGGAGUUCCAGACGGCACGCCUCUUCCUUUCGCACUUUGGCUUCCUGUCACUGGAGGCACUCAAGGAGCCCGGCAACAGUCGCCUACCUCCCCACCUGAUUGCACUGGACUCUGGGUUGCCGGGCUUCUUUGACGACAUGAGCUACCUGGACCUGCUGCCCUGCCGGCCCUGUGACACCGUCUUCCUCUUCUACAUGAAGGCCGGCCAGAAGAGCAGCCAGGAGAUCCUGAGAAACGUGGAGUCAAGCUCCAACGUGCAGCAUCACUUCCUGGAGUUCCUGAUGUCACUGGGCUGGCCUGUGGAGGUGGGGCAGCACCCGGGCUGGACGGGCAGCGUCUACACCAGCUGGUCCAUCAACAACAACAACAACAGCAACAAUAAUGGAGACAGCAGCCCACCAGAUGAUACUGUCACCCUGGGAGACACGGGCGGGGGCGUGUUCAAUGGAGAGAAGCAGGUGCUGUACUAUGCCGACGCCCUGACCGAGAUCGCCUUUGUCGUUCCCUCGCUCACAGACUCCUCCGCGGAGUCGUCGGAGAGCAGUUUCCCCACGGGGGACUCUGACUCUCAGAUGGAACUGCUGCCCAGCCUGCUGAAACAGUCCAACCUCACACUGGAGCUCUUCCCCAACCACUCGGACAACGUGGCCCCCGCACAGAGGAGUCCUACAGUGAAGUCUAAGACGAUGCCUCCCGGCAGGACCAUCCCUCCAAUGGGACCAGAGACCAAAGUACUGGUGGUCUGGGUGGAGCGCUACGAUGAUAUUGAGAACUUUCCCCUGGCCGACCUGCUGGGCGAGACGAGCACUGGAGUGGAAACCACGGCUAACAGUAGCGCCUCAACAAGACCCACAACGUCCGGUCAGGAUGUGCAGGUGAUCUUCAUCCACCCUCUGAGGACGGGCCUGUUCCGGAUCCGGCUGCACGGGGCCCAGGGCAAGUUUAGCAUGGUCGUCCCCCUGGUGGACGGCAUGGUGGUCAGCAGGAGGUCACUAGGGUUCCUGGUAAGGCAGACGGUGAUCAACGCGUGCCGGCGCAAGCGGCUGGAGAGCGACUCGUACAACCCGCCGCACGUGCGUCGGAAACAGAAGAUCGCUGAGGUGGUGAACCGCUACCGCAACAAGCAGCUGGAGCCCGAGUUCUACACCGCACUCUUCCAGGAGGUCGGCGAGAGCAGCCUCAACCGUGACCCCACCACCGGUGAACUUUGAACUUUCACCUCCCUUCCCUACACAGGGAGAGACUGUCACAAGGGACUGCAAAGAUUCUAUAUAUUUAUACAACUUUUCUCUUCUUCUUUACUUCGUUAUUUAUAUUAUCAGCACUUGGUGGCCACGUUCCAAGUCGACUAGAGGUCGACAAUUAAAAAAUGUUCUAUGUUGAGUCACCGCAGCCACGGCAGCUGCCAUCUUUGUUUUUUCCCACCCCGCGCUGCAACACUGCUCAUCUGCAACUUACUCUAGUUCUACCCAAGCCUUGUAGGACUCUUUGAUGGGGUCUGGUUGUGGCACUAACCUCACCUGGCUGUGAGGCGUCAGACUUGGGCAAAGGAAGCACCUUAGCUGUGAGGAGAGGGUAUCUGCUUAAACAACUAACUAUAAACUUGUGACGCGGCACAUGGCAAAGCGAUUGCCAUCGGCGCUCAAUACAAAAUGGCUUCCACUCUAUGGCUGUGACUAGUUCCCACCGCCAUCUCACUGCGGUAUUUCAAGUCCGAUUCUUCAGUUUGCUUUUCUAUGAAAUGCAUCAGUCUUGUCCAUUUUCCCAUAUCUAACAGUUUUUUUGUUUAUUAUGUUGGCCUGGAAUGGAAAAGAGAGGUCAAAACAUCCAACUUUUUAAUUUGACUAAACAACGACACUACAAAAACUAAUAUUGACAAAACUCAAAUCUCACUUCAGUAAAUUGUCAUUUUUGACUUCGCUAGUAAUUUGGAUUCUCUCUUCCCACAUACAUAAUUGUACCAGUUAGUUCAAGUGUGGAAUUCUGCUUUUACUUUAAAUCUCAGGUAGUUUGAGCCUUUUAUAUUAAUCGGCAUCUGGGUUGUGUUCAUUAUUAUCAAAUGUAUACUAAAAUAGGGAGAGACUACCAAAACUUGUGUGUUUUCCAUUGCACAGCGUUUUGCUAGUGUGCCCUAAUGAAUGUGACCCUGGUAAUGUACUCAAUGCACUCCCAACCAACUGUGACUAGGGUCUGGUUUCAAUGAUGUACUCUUUUGGCAUUGAGGAAAUACGACACUGCCUACGCCACUACUUUAUCCGUUUGAAUAAAAUACAAAAUAGUAGCUAGCAAGAUGGAGAUCAUGGAGGUCAUUUUUAAUGAGUGCAUUUCACAAGUGGCUAGUUUGCAUCAACUACCUUAAUUAAAACCCUUGCAAAGAUGUUGCCUGCCAACUGGUUUUGAAUUGCGACAUUCUGGCAUGUCUGCCUCGUCAUUUUUUGGGAGAGUCCCCAGAUAUCAUUUUAUUUUCUUAUCGACAUAGGCAGUGACGUACAGUAGUUCCUCUAUGCCGAAAGAGUCAAUCAUUAAAACCAGACCAUAGUCACUGUGUUGCCUAGGGUCGGGUUUUCGAGACUAACAAGCUGACCUUUUAGUGCAUUCUUUGUUUCAGCUCUCUGUUCCUUGCACUCUAAAACGUGUGGCAUUUUACAUUCGCUGAAGCUGAUGGUAGUCUCGAUAUGGAACUUCAGGAAGUCAAAAUCGCUGAUGGAUUAUACUUUCUUUAGUAUGGAUUUGAAAAUGAAAUCCUUAAUUGGUUUGUUUCUUUCCAUAUCAGAUAAAAAUGCAAAAUAUGUAUACAUAUAAAACACAUUUUGAUUGGUGAUAUUAAAGGUGAGUUUCAGUU